Messenger RNA from Juglans regia (Persian walnut), 3296 nucleotides. RefSeq names its product protein ALTERED PHOSPHATE STARVATION RESPONSE 1-like. Lineage: Eukaryota; Viridiplantae; Streptophyta; Magnoliopsida; Fagales; Juglandaceae. The coding region runs from base 711 to 2876 and encodes 721 amino acids. The transcript is spliced from 4 exons. The record is from RefSeq and is a predicted model, not a curated record.
CAUGUCAUAGACAAUUUGAGUGCCUAUGCUAUUGCACUGUUCAUCAUUUUAAAGCCUAAACAUGCUGAUCUUUCUCUAAAAUCUCUGCUGAAAAUUUCUAUUCUAUAUUUAAAGCUGAGAAAGGAUUACCGCUGUAGUACGCCAACUCAGUUUUGGGUACAAAUUACCAAACACAAGAAUGCCUACCCUUUUUUCUUUCUUUCUCGAGCCCCUACCUUCUUACGCCCUAUGGUUCCGCUGGCCCUCUCUCUCCCCCACAUUCUCUGCUAUUCUCUCUGGUCAGUAAUGGUUUAUUAAGUGAUAAACUCACCACUAAGAACUUUUCUAUAUUUAGCAGUUCUCCUUGAAAAAAAUGAAACCUUUCUGCUACAACAUAUUAUCAUCUCUGCUAAAUCUGCGUGGUAGCCUGGUAUGGCAGCCUGCCGUGCUGAAAUGGGUAUAGCUUUGAGAUGGGUUGCUUCUCCACCCUUCUUUACAAAUGGGUUGCUCCAAAACUCCUCCAAAGGCUACACAUUUUCUACUCUGCUUUCCUAAAACUUGAAGCGAACACAUUCUAGAAAAAAAAAACCCCUCCUUUUUGUUAGAAAAAAAUUAUCAGAUUCCUCAAAAAAUCACCUUUUCUCACUUUAGCCCAUUUUUCUAAAAGCUCCCUCAGCAUCACCCCCUAGCUAGGGAAGCAAGAAAUACCUCCGUCUUCACCGAGAGAAGACAUGGGGUGUGUUGCUUCUAAGCUGGAGGGGGAAGAAGAAGUAGUAUCUAUCUGCAAAGAGAGGAAACGUCAACUGAAGCUUGCUGUGGAGAGAAGACACGCUCUUGCAGAGGCACAUUGUAGGUACUGUCACGCUCUCUAUGCGGUAGCAGCAGCCAUAGAUCUCUUUGUCGCUCGCCACUCUUCUCAUGCUUCUCAGUUCCUCAUCACGUUCCCACCACCUUGUCCUCCUCCUCCAACGGAGAAUGUCGUAAACAACCCAAUGUUCCUUCAACAAAGACCCUCUGAUUCCACCACUCACGAAGCCAUCGCUUGUGAAUCGUGUGGGUCCUCAACUCUUUCAGACUCUUCUGAGGAAGAGAGAGAAGAAGAAGAAGCAGAAGAAGAAGAAAGAGCCGAACAGCCCUGUGGGUACUUUUAUAUGGAAAUGCCACCAUCAAUGCCAUCACCACAGAGGGAUUUUGGGUGGGAUUUCUUUAAUUCUUUUGACAGCAUGAGACCCGAGGUUAUCAGUGGGUACCGGAGGAGCUCAGAUGAUGACUUAAGGGUCGUGAGGGAAGAGGAAGGGAUUCCAGAGCUAGAAGAGGAAGGUGACAGAGAAGAACAGGAAACCAAGGUGGUGAUGGUUGAAGAAAAUGGUGAUGUGGAGCAUGAGAGUGGCGUUGAGGUGGUGAAAGUAGUAGAUGGUGCUAAUGUGAACCAAGGAGAGCACAAGGGGCUCACAGUUAUUGAUACCCCAGUGGCAGGAAGGGAACUACUCGAUGCUCUAAAGGACAUCGAAGAUCAUUUUAUCAGGGCUUUUGAUUCUGGCAAGGACGUUUCCAGGAUGCUAGAAGCCAAUAGAGUUUACCUACAGUCCAACCUGGAGGAAAUAAAAGAGAACUCGACUAAACUCAUUCAAGCUAUUACAUGCAACCGGUCCACUUCAUCGAGGACUUCAUCAUGUAAGAGUCUUGUAGCAUCCUCUUCGAAAAGUUCUUCAACAUGGACAGAGUAUAAGAAUGACCUCUUUGAUGACUACGGAGGAAUGGCAUCAGGAAGCCAUUCACUGACUUUAGGAAGAUUAUAUGCUUGGGAGAAGAAGCUGUAUGAAGAAGUUAAGGCUGGAGAUAGCACGCGAAAAAUUUAUGAGAAAAAAUGUUUAAGACUGAGAAACCAGGAUGUCAGAGGAGAUGGUGAACAAACACUGGACAAAACCAGAGCUGCAGUAAAAGACUUGUAUGCCAGGAUCUUGGUUGCUAUUCGAAGUGCAGAGUCAAUCUCAAUGAGAAUUCAGAAACUCAGAGAUGAAGAAUUGCAGCCCCAAAUUGUUGAACUAUUAAAAGGCCUAACGAGAACCUGGAAAAUUAUGUUGGAAUCCCAUGAAACCCAGAAUAAGAUCCUCUUUGAAGUCAGGUCCUUUACUUGCCCCACUUUUGGAAAAUUCUGCAAUGACACUCAUCGACUAGCAACACUUCAGCUCGAGGCUGAGCUUCAUAAUUGGCGGGCAUGCCUCAUGGAGUAUGUAACGGCGCAGAAACGAUAUGUAGAAGCUCUCCAUGGCUGGCUAGCAAAGUUUGUAGUUCCUGAAGUAGAAUUCUACUCUAGGGGCAGAAAUUCAGCUGUGCCAUAUAGAGUUGAUGGACCCCCAUUGCUUGUUAUCUGCCGUGAUUGGUUAGCCUCCAUAAACAAGUUACCAGACAAAGCAGUGGCAUUCGCAUUGAAAAGCUUUGCAAAGGAUGUGAAGGCUCUGUGGGUUCAGCAAGGGGAGGAACAACAACAGAAAAGGAAAGUAGACAGCCUGGCAAAAGAUCUCGACAGAAGGAUUCUGGCAUUCGAGAAGACCGAGAGUAGAUUUCUUGAAUCCAAAUUUACGGAUCUGAAGUUGGAGACAGAAGAGGAAAAUCGGGCGGAGUACUUGACUGAUAAGAAGGAUCAGUUGGACUCAUGGAGAAGGAAGUUGGAUGUAGAGAAGGAAAAACACCACAAUUGCAUGCAAGAAACACAAAGGAUAACAUUAAAUGGAUUUCAAACUGGGUUUUCUACAGUUUUUGAGUCCUUAAUGGAGUUCUCUAAGGCUUCUCAAAAAAUGUACAAUGACCUUGUAACCUGCAGUGAAAAUGCUGAGAAAGCUGGGAAUCUAUCAUAUAUAGAGGGCUCCAUGGUUGAAGACAAUGGCAGCAGAUGACAUCAUACCAAGCUAAAGUAGGGGAAAGAUCUAGGACGUCUGCAUUCUAUAAAAGGUACUGUAUAUUAGAAUGUGCCAAAGCAGCUCGCUGAGACACAUUUAUUUAUGAAAAAUGUUUGGGAAGUUUCUCGCAGCAACGAGAUGAUAAUUGCUAUUAUUAAUAGUUUGUGGUUGCCCACAACUUUUGUUGCAAAACCUGUAAAUUUCCCAUUUUCCAGUUCUUUCCUGGCAAGAAAACCAGGAAGUGCAGGGUGGGAAAUCCAAGUGGGCAAUUCUUGUAAGUAAUUGAACUUUGAUCGUGAACAGGAGAUCGAAUUGGUGGCAAGCCCGUGACAUGUCUGAGAUUGGCCAAUCUUCGCACAGCGUAUACAUCUCGUGCGCACAGAGUUCACCUGUAGAUUCUGAAUUGAAAUUAUCAGA